Messenger RNA from Megalobrama amblycephala (Wuchang bream), 1895 nucleotides. Its product is annotated as odorant receptor 131-2-like. The transcript has 2 exons. Bases 303 to 1238 code for a protein of 311 amino acids. Gene Ontology annotation, cellular component: membrane. Gene Ontology annotation, molecular function: G protein-coupled receptor activity. Gene Ontology annotation, biological process: G protein-coupled receptor signaling pathway. NCBI's taxonomy places the organism in Eukaryota, Metazoa, Chordata, Actinopteri, Cypriniformes, Xenocyprididae. The record is from RefSeq and is a predicted model, not a curated record.
GCUUGCACCAUGCAUUCUUUCUGCCUCCCUCCCUUUCUCUCUCAUGCUUUUUUUUCACCCCCCUCUUUUACAUCUUAAAUGAGCAUAUAAACUUGUCCGUUUACAUCUGGAGCAAAACAAUUUACUAAGCAAACUGUGAAGGAUAAAGAAGAUCGGAUUUCAGCUUGAUGUACUUUGGACAGCCAUCAAGAUCUUUUAAAGGAAAAGAAGAGCGACAACAACAAGAGUCAAAAAUCUUACUUCAAAAGAAAAAAGGAUUUUCACUUGCAUUAAACUGCAUUUGACACCAGUGCAAAAGCACAAUGAACUCUACAAUGCUUUUAUAUAAUCUACAGGAAAGAUAUGCAGAUGCUUUUGCAAAAAAUUUUACCAUCGUUUUGCUUGCAGUCAUAAUUAUCUCCAUUAAUGGAGUGUUUGUUCUCAUUUUUUUUAGGAGUUCAAUUUUCUACAAUGAUCCGAGAUAUAUUUUAUAUAUUCACUUGGUUAUCAAUGAUAUGCUCAUGGUUUGCUUCAGUGUAAUUCUUUUUGUGAUGACUUUUGCAUGGCAAACUGUACCUCUUCCAUUCUGUGUUAUACUGCUAAUAAUAGCAGCGACAACUCAUAAGAACACUCCUCUGACUUUGGCCGGUAUGGCAGUUGAGCGUUACAUCGCCAUCUGCAAACCACUGCAUCACCAUCAGAUUUGCACAGUGCGCAGGACCUACAUCCUUAUCACUCUGAUAUGGGGUGUAGGAGUUAUACCUGGAUUGGCUGACUUGAUUCUCCUUUCAAUUGUUCGUCCUUUAUCUAUCUUAACAACAGGUACUUUCUGUAGUUCGGCAGUUCUUUAUAACACAGUGUAUAAUGGAGAACUAACCAAAUUUAUGAAUGGGCUAUAUACAUCUGUUGUGUGGGUAAUUCUUUUAUUCACGUAUUGUCGAGUGCUGAUUGCGGCCAGAAGGGCCUCCACUGAUAAAUCCUCAGCAAAAAAGGCCCAAAACACCAUCCUGUUACAUGGAGCACAGCUUCUGCUCUGUAUGCUGUCCUACAUUACUGCUGUCAUAGACAAGAUGUUUGUCCCACUUGCACCAGUCGAUCGGGCAAGACUAACCUUUUUAAAUUAUCUUCUAACAAACAUAUUGCCACGACUGCUUACUCCCCUGAUUUAUGGUGUUCGCGAUAAGCAUUUUUACAAACACAUGAAGGCACUUUUUUCAUGCAGAUUAUUCUUUGUAAAAAUUGAAUCAAUCAAACAAUGAGCAAAAAAGGCAACAUUACUCCUGUGUUAGACAAAAUUUUCUUCUACUUGUAACUGAUCAGCAGAAAUAAAUUGUCUUCUUCAAUUAUCUUAUUACAAACAUUGUACCAAGACUUCUUACACCACUGAUUUAUGGUGUUCAGGAUAAACAUUUUUAGAAUCAUGUUAAGGAACUUUUUUCAUGUAAAUUACCUAUUGUAAAUUUUGACACAACCAAAGAAUGAGCAAAAAUGACUUUUGCUGGUUUGUUUUCUUUUUUUUUUUUUAAUUCUGCAUUUUAGAUAGACCAAUUUACUGAUAAUAUCCAUCUUUAUUAAUGCUUAAAUACUGUAUGUAAAAUUGCAUUAAGCCUGUAGCUCAGCUAGUAGAGUGUGAUUAUUAUGAUUACAGGGGCAAAUUAUUGAUUAAUAAAGACUUAAGAUUUUUAAACUAAUAUAUUUUGACAUUUGCAUCACAUAACCAGUUUCAUAUGUAUGGCUUCUAUAAUAAGCUCAGUAGGUCACUUGGUACAGCAUUGCACUUGUGAUCCAGAACGCUUGUGUACGAUAUCUGAGUCAUGAAAAAAAGCUCAAAGACUUGUAAAAGCAAAUGCUAUUUUUCUCACAUUUACUUUUGUUUACACUGUUGGUUAGGUUAGGUUUAUGGUAUGGUUAGUGUA